AUGGCUUUACAAGACGUCAGUGGCUUUCAGGACACCCUUAUGUCUCACAGGUGGAACACUCCUGCCUCACUCUCUGGGCCUAUGGGAGAUACCACUCCUCUCCUGGACAUGGCUGAUGAAAGGAACCUUGGUUGGGGAAGGUUUAAAUCAUCUGAGAGAGAUGGAGGGGUCCCUCUGCGCUUUUUCAUACCUACCCCUCAGAGCUCUGUUCCUUUCCGCUGUGAAAAUAGACACGCGUCCCUUUCUUCCCUGUCCACCUCCUCAUCACCGCCCACCCGCCGCCCAUUCCCUUUGUCUCAUGGAACCACUACCCUGGCCUUUGUGUUCCAAGGAGGUGUUAUAGCAGCGGCAGACACACGUGCCAGCUGCUCAGGGCUUGUCGCCUGUCCCUCUGCCCAGAAGAUCCUGCCCAUCCACUCCCAUUUACUGGUCACCACUUCAGGCAGUGGUGCAGAUUGCAUGCUAUGGGAGAGAAUACUGGCCAGAGAGAUCCGCCUUUACCAGCUACGCCACGGCCGCCGCUUGUCAAUCACUGGCUCUGCCAAGCUCCUCUCUCAUAUGCUGCACCCAUUUAAGGGGACUGAUGUGUGUGUGGCAGCCACUCUUUGUGGCUGGGAUCGUUGUGGCCCAAAGCUGUUCUAUGUGUGCAGUGACGGCACCCGGCUGCAGGGAGAGCUCUUCUCGGUGGGCUCAGGUUCGCCCUAUGCUUACGGAGUUCUGGAUGGAGAGGUGCAGUGGAGCCUGAAUGAGGAGGAGGCUAUCUCAUUGGCCAGAGAAGCUGUGUACAGGGCCACACACAGGGAUGCAUAUUCAGGGAACUGUGUGGACCUUUUCCACAUCACUGCCCAAGGAUAUUGCCGAAGAGACAGGGAGGAUCUGAGAGAGGAGUACCACAGAGAGAGGGAGAGGGUGCUGAAGAGGGGAAAAGAAAGAGAGCGAGAGAAAGAGAGCGAGGAAGAUAAGAAAUAG
Messenger RNA from Coregonus clupeaformis (lake whitefish), 969 nucleotides. RefSeq names its product proteasome subunit beta type-11-like. Gene Ontology annotation, molecular function: threonine-type endopeptidase activity. The transcript has 2 exons. The record is from RefSeq and is a predicted model, not a curated record. Lineage: Eukaryota; Metazoa; Chordata; Actinopteri; Salmoniformes; Salmonidae. The coding region runs from base 1 to 969 and encodes 322 amino acids. Gene Ontology annotation, cellular component: proteasome core complex.